AUGCCUAAAACUAGAACUCAUGAGAAGCUUGACUCGUUGAUAGAUAAACGUGGACACAGGCAUUCUUUGGCUAUAGAUAACGAAUACCACAGCUCCUCAUCUGAAGAAGACAAUUCCCGAAUCGAAUUAUCUGACACAGUCCCUAGUGAUUCUCAGUUAUUGGAUGAAUCCGUUCUGUCAGAGACCAGCAGUGUAAAAGAAAAUGGAGAAUUACGUUCUAGAAAAACCAAGAAACGCACGGCUACAGCUGAUUCAACAGUCACUUUGGAUGGUGUGAUCGGGGAUGUUUCUAAGAGAGAGAAGAUUAUGCUGAAAAGACAGAGACAACUAGAUAAGAAACAUAAAUCAGACCCAACCAAAUUUUUAUCUAGAUUCAAUGAUAUUUCAUUCAAAGAGAAAUCUGCUUCUAUUUUCGAAUCUGAUGAAUUUUACAACACCGACUAUUUUGGUUUUUACAUCUUAUUUUGGUUGUGUACCGCUUUUGUUGUCUUGAACUCUUUGGUUCAUGCAUAUCUUGAAAACACCGUUCCAUUUUAUCAAUGGACUGUGGUUAGAUUAUUGCGUAAAGAUAUAUUCAAAGUUGCUUUGGUUGACGCUCUCAUGUAUGCCACCAGUUUCUUAGCCUUUGAUUUGCAGUGGGCAUGUAAAAAUGGAUACGUGACUUGGAAGAGGUUUGGCUGGUAUGCUCAAGGGGUAUAUGAAUUUGUUUACUUGUUCUUUUGGAUUUGGCUUGCGCUGGAACGUUGUCUUAACUUCCCAUGGAUUGCUCGAAUUUUCUUGAUUUUGCAUAGUUUGGUGUUUGUCAUGAAGAUGCAUUCUUACGCUUAUUACAAUGGUUACCUUUGGGAAACUUACAAUGAAGGAUUGUUUGCUGAAGAAUAUCUCGAAAGAUUAACUGAAGGAGAGGCUGUAUUACCAAAGGGACACGAAAAAGACGAAACUAUCAAGGCUCUCAAAGAGAGUAUUGCAUUUACCAAAUAUGAAUUAGAAUUUCAAAGUCAUGCAACUACUAAGAAUGACACCCACCAUGAAUUUGACGUCAAGAGAGUUGAUAUUCCAUUCCACGAAUUACAAGAACAAGGCAUUAUUAAAUUUCCACAAAAUUUAACCCUUCAUAACUACUAUGAAUACAGUAUGUACCCAACAUUGGUUUAUACUAUAAAUUUCCCAAGAACUAAAAGAAUCAGAUGGAGAUACACCAUUGGAAAAAUCACUGGUAUUUUUGGUAUUUUCUUCUUGAUGAUUACUGUUGCCGAGAACAAUUUGCUUCCAGUUGUAUUAAGAUGUGCCCAGGCUAGAACUUUACCUACCCAUGAAAGAGUUAUUCAAUAUUUCUUGAUUUUGAUUGACAUGAUUCCACCAUUCUUCAUGGAAUAUAUGCUCACUUUCUUUAUUAUUUGGAAUGAGAUUUUGAAUGCUAUUGGUGAAUUGUCAAGAUAUGCUGAUCGUGACUUUUAUGGUCCUUGGUGGUCAUGUGUUGAUUUUUCAGAGUUUGCAAACCAAUGGAAUAUCGUGGUUCACAAGUUCCUUCUUAGACACGUUUACCAUUCCAGUAUCAGUGCAUUAAAUGUAAAUAAAGCACAAGCUGCCAUUAUUACUUUUGCAAUUUCUAGUGUGGUGCAUGAAUUAGCGAUGUAUGUCAUCUUUGGUAAAUUAAGAGGCUAUUUGUUGUUAUUCCAAAUGUCUCAAAUCCCAUUGAUUCUUAUGGCCAGAAGUAAAUUCAUGAAGGGAAGAAAAGUUAUUGGUAAUAUGAUCUGUUGGGUAGGAUUCAUCAGUGGUCCUAGUAUUAUAUGUACACUUUAUUUAGUUUUUUAG
Candida tropicalis MYA-3404 is the source of this 1815-nucleotide messenger RNA. RefSeq names its product sterol acyltransferase (gene ARE2). The transcript has a single exon. Gene Ontology annotation, biological process: ergosterol metabolic process. The coding region runs from base 1 to 1815 and encodes 604 amino acids. The record is from RefSeq and is a predicted model, not a curated record. Lineage: Eukaryota; Fungi; Ascomycota; Pichiomycetes; Serinales; Debaryomycetaceae. Gene Ontology annotation, molecular function: ergosterol O-acyltransferase activity. Gene Ontology annotation, cellular component: endoplasmic reticulum membrane.